Molecule: messenger RNA, 1935 nt
Organism: Symbiodinium natans
Lineage: Eukaryota; Dinophyceae; Suessiales; Symbiodiniaceae
Source: the annotation of a GenBank genome assembly
AUGCUCAUCCUCAGCGGACAUCGCUCCUGGUGCCGAUCUCUCGCAGCUACCGAGAUCCAGCGGCACGUUCGCACCUUCCUGGAGCGGGACACCCUGCGGAAAGUGGCCAAACAGCGCGGCCAAAGACUUGCCGUGCACUGCUUCCGUGGGAUUGUGCCCCGUUACGACGCGCAGGUUGCCUUGGCAAGAUUACGGAUCCUCGCGGCCGCGUCCUUCUUUAAGGAGUUCCUCCACGUCAUGGACGCUCGGGGGGUUCUCCUUCGUCUCCGUGCCGAGCGGAAUGCCAGGAUGAUCCAGACGAUCAGCCGUGGCAUGCUUUGCCGCCGACAGUUCCGAGCACUGCUGACGAGGCGACGCGCCAACGCAUCGCGGGAGCUCAAGGCCUAUUUAGAGGCCGCACGCUGCCGUUUGAAGUUUGCUGAGUUCCGCAGGUGCGAAGGCUACCACCGGGCCGGGCUUCUGCUUUCUGAGACAAAGUCGCUCAACAUUCUACUGGGCCAUGGCAGCCGAUACACGCAGCUCCGGACUAAAACCCCGCCGCCGCCGCCGCCACCGUCGAAGCGGGCAGCGAGCCUCCGCUCCAUCAAGGAGGUGGCCAGCCCCCGCCAACAGAAAGAGGCCGAGACGUCAGUCAGAGUGCCGGAUGACGUCAUGAGGUCCCUCAAUGUGCUGCGGUCGGCUGCAAGCUCCAUGGGCACUGCAAGGCAGCUGUCACCUCGGACCGGAAGCCAGUCGGAAGGUCAACUUGACCGAGGGCACGACGAGAGAACCAAUAUCGAAAGUCAGCCCGAACCAGAGCCUCGCGCGGAUCGCGCUUCCUCCCGCAAGGGCCCGGCGCCGAAUGGCCGAGCAGGUAGGAGGCAGCAGCAGCCGCAGCACGCUGUUGCUGCACCAACAGCCAGCGCUGCGAGUAUAGCAGGCACAAGCUGCAAGAGCAGCAGCAGUGCCAGCAUGCCCUUGGCCAACCAUGGACACAAGAGCUUUCCGAGACAACCGCAGCCAUCGCAGCCAUCGCAGCCCAGCCGCUCUUCGUCUGUGCAAGCAACUCCGCCCCGCAAGAUGCGGGCGGAAAGCUCGGAGACGAUGCCCGAGACGCCUCACUCUGCGAGCUCGACUUGGGGCCGAAAAGCGUCUCCAACGAGCAGCUCCAGCCGAUUCGAUCGCGUCUCCCUCGGGAGCUCUGAGGGGAAACCGGCCCCGGUGCAGCUGCGGGCCUGGCUGGAGCGGGCACGCCAGGAGGCCAGCGCGCUCUACACCAGCGGGGCCCUCAAUGGCCUGCGGAGCCCGGACCGCGGUCGGAGCCGAAGGAGCUUGUCGCCCGGAAGCACGCAGCAUCUGCAGCAUCUGCAUGUUGAGAGCGGAAGCAUCUCCGUAGCCGGCGAGGAGAUUGUAGACCCUCGCGUUGAGAUGUUUGCGCAUCCACGGUCUUUGUCGCCUUCCGUGCGGGAAUGCACGAUUCGUGGGUCCGCCGUCAGAGAUCCUGGCUUUAGUGCUCAACGCGCCGCCCCUUUCACCAGCGUGCAGCGCCAAGCAAUGUCGCAGCUGGCGCGCCAAUCUGCUUCACAGCCGCGUGCCUCCAGCUCCCGUGAUUUCCGGCCUUCGAGCUUCGGGGAAUCCCCGCUGGCGCCAGACACUGAGCAAACGAAUCCCAGUGAGUUCAGCCAAGGGCCGGAGAGGCCGCAGGCUGCAUUGGGACAGCCUUUUCAGGAUCAGCACGUGGAGAUGGCGGAAAGGACCCAGACAAGGGAGCCCACUCAAGAGGAGGCUCAGGAGCUGGUUGCUGAACCGGUGACUCGCAGCGGCAUCCAAGCCGGGCGCCCCCUCACAGAGGAUGCGUGCUGCAGACACGAAGAGCUCUUGCAGAACCAGCUGCUGACAACGCAGGCGCAGCUGGAGGAUCUGCAGCGCCAAUACCUUGAAGUGAAGCUUGGCUAA